This is a messenger RNA of Metschnikowia bicuspidata var. bicuspidata NRRL YB-4993, 1911 nucleotides long. RefSeq lists its product as uncharacterized. The record is from RefSeq and is a predicted model, not a curated record. NCBI's taxonomy places the organism in Eukaryota, Fungi, Ascomycota, Pichiomycetes, Serinales, Metschnikowiaceae. Gene Ontology annotation, molecular function: serine-type carboxypeptidase activity. Gene Ontology annotation, cellular component: fungal-type vacuole. The coding region runs from base 108 to 1745 and encodes 545 amino acids. Gene Ontology annotation, biological process: proteolysis. The transcript has a single exon.
CUAGAAGUAGUAUAUCAGCUGGAAGUAGCAACUAGGAAUAGUAGCAUUUGCUUCCAAAUUCUCCGAGUGCCAUUUGCGUCUUCUCUUUUAGUCAUUUCGCACCUCAAAUGAGAUUUGCCGCCUUAGCCGCUUUGGCCUGUGCUGUAACAGGCACAAACGCCGCCGUACUUCCCGGGUUCAGUCUUGCUUCAGGGGCUGGAAAAACCCAGCAGGUGUUAGCCAAUAAUUGGGGUCACGUGUCCGCCCAGUAUGCGGACAUAAUGGCUACUUUGGAUGAAAAAAAGGGCGAUGUCUACUCCAGGCUCGCCCAGUAUUUCAGCGAGCCUGACAGUAAUGUGCCACAGGCCAUAGUUAACAUGUGGCAGGACAUUUUUUUGGAGUUCCCCAAGCAGGUUUCGCAAUUGGCCUUCAAAAGCCAGGCGAAGAAAAGCAGCAAGAACCUGGCCUCGUUUGACUUCCAUGUGUCGGAUGCCAGGUUUCCUAACCAUCAGUUGCGGGUAAAAUCGACGCCCGAAGACUUGGGAAUUGACUCUGUGAAGCAGUACACGGGCUAUUUAGAUGUAGAGGACGAGGACAAGCAUUUCUUCUACUGGUUUUUUGAGUCGAGAAACGACCCGGAGACCGAUCCAAUUAUUUUGUGGUUGAACGGUGGUCCGGGCUGCUCUUCCUUGACCGGGUUGUUUUUUGAGUUGGGACCCUCGCUGAUCAACGCCAAGUUGGAGCCCGAGUUCAACCCUUAUGCAUGGAACAAUAACGCCUCGGUGAUAUUUUUGGACCAGCCUGUCAACGUAGGCUUCUCCUACUCGCUGCAGUCUGUGACUAACACCGCCGCGGCUGCAAAGGAUGUGUAUGCGUUCUUGGAGUUGUUCUUCAAGCAAUUCCCUUCGUUUCAGAAAAGCGACUUCCACAUUGCCGGUGAGUCGUACGCAGGCCGCUAUAUCCCGUUGUUUUCCUCGGAGAUCUUGCACCACCCGGAACGCUCGUUCAACUUUAAGUCUGUCUUGAUUGGCAACGGUAUCACCGAUCCAUUGACCCAAUUCGAGUACUAUCAGCCAAUGGCCUGUGGUGAAGGUGGUGAGCCUUCCGUGUUGCCAGCCGAGGAAUGCGCCAAUAUGGCUGCUAAUAUUCCUCGGUGCACUUCUUUGAUUGAAGCUUGCUACAACACGGGCUCCGUCUUUGCAUGCGUUCCUGCUAGUAUCUACUGCUCCAAUGCUGAAGAAGCUCCAUACAUGAAAACAGGAAGAAACCCAUACGACAUUCGGGAAAUGUGCGGAAACGAUGGCUUGUGCUACGAUGGCUUGCUGUAUGUCGAAGACUAUUUGAACUCGCCCGAGGUGCGCCAGAAAUUGGGUGUGGAAGUCGACUCAUAUCAGGGAUGCAACUCUGACAUGUUGAGGAAUUUCUUGUAUACGGGCGACGGACUGAGACCAUCCCAACUUAGUGUGACUGAGAUGUUGGAAGCAGAGGUGCCUGUCCUCCUUUACUCCGGUGACAAAGACUUCAUUUGCAACUGGUUGGGCAAUCAGGCCUGGUCAAACAAGUUGCCAUGGUCCGGACAUGAAGAGUUCGAGACACUGCCAGUGAGAGAUUGGGUCGUGGGAAACAAGACUGCUGGAGAGGUCAAAAACCACAAGCACUUUACUUUCUUGCGUGUGUUUGAUGCAGGGCAUAUGGUUCCUUACAACCAGCCCGAGAACGCCUUGGAUAUGGUAAACCGGUGGAUUUCUGGAGACUAUGUCUUCUGAGAAACUAGCCUUGUCUAUUGUAUCUAAUAACAGAAACCCUAAACAUUAGAAAUUCGUUUGAGAAAGCCCGCGUUUGCGUAUAUAGAGCCACCACGGAUUAUUCCUGUCGGGCCACACCAGUAAUAGUAGUAAUGAUUGUUUUUCAUCUGUAAUACAGGCAUCAAAG